Molecule: messenger RNA, 1755 nt
Organism: Sphenostylis stenocarpa
Lineage: Eukaryota; Viridiplantae; Streptophyta; Magnoliopsida; Fabales; Fabaceae
Source: the annotation of a GenBank genome assembly
AUGAUUAUCAGAGUGAGCUUCAUGGUCGUAGCUUCAGUUGCUGCAAUCAAGAUUUCACAGACAAAAACCACCUCUUCUACCCAGAGAAAAGGAAGUGAUGGGUCACUCUUGGAACAAGAGUUUGAAGAGAGGGGAAAUAGCACUGUUAAGGUUAAUAAUGUGAUGCAGAAUUUUCUUUUGCUGCAGAAUGAAGAGAAGAAGAUUAACUUUGAAAUGCCAAAAAAUCUGCCAACAGGAGAAUUUAAGGGCUUGGAGCUAUUAAUAGAUGGUGAGAAAAUGCAUAAUCUUACAGAGAAGGAGGUAUUGCAGAAUUUGGUAAAAAGUUACAGGCGGAGAGAAGUGAAGCUUGAAAGGAAGCUUCUUGAAUUGAAUGGUUUAAGGGAAGAGCAAUCUUCCAUUGCUACAAUGCAAAAACAAAUAAAGGAAAAGACAGAAAAAGUGGACUUUCUUAAAAAGGCCAUUGCUUCCUUUCAGUCAGAGAAUAAAAUUAUUCGAGAAAAAAUAAGAGAUGAUCAAAUGUCAAAAAAGCAGCUAGAUAUUGCAAAGAAAAUUAUAAAUGAGAUGCAAAGGAAAAAGGAUGUCAUUGUCAAUGCAAGCCCUGUGAGGGAGCAGAUACUGAUGCUCCAACAGCAAGUGACUGAAUUUCAGAAGUUUCAUAGCUCAGGUGGAAAUUCUACAACAACUAGGAAAAUUAAAGAUGUUCAAGGCAUUGAAUUAGAAGUUUUGGAACUGAAGAGGAGAAACAAAGAGCUUGAAUUGGAGAAAAGGGAGAUGAAAACUAAGUUGGCUACUUCCCAAGCAAGAAUCAGAAAGGAGGAAACAAGGACAAGAAUAGAACAAGAAAUUGCUGAUUUGCGACGUGAGCAUGAAGAACUUUCAGAGGUAGUUGAAACAUUGCAGAGAAACAGAUUUGAUAUGGUCCAGGAAGUUGUCUACCAACGGUGGCUUUACACAUUGUUGAGGUUUGAAGUUCAGGAUAAUCAAAGACAAAGCAGAAAGGCCUCAAUAAGAGAUUGCAGCAAGAACUCAAGCAAAGAACUCUGUGAGAUAAAACAUGCAUCAACAUCUGACAUUAGUGACCUUGAGCUUGAAAGCUUCUCCUCCAGUGCCACAUUAGAUGAGAGUGAUGAAAUUGAAACUACUACCUUUGCAAGCUCUUCUAGUAGCCAAAGUAGUAAUAGUAGUAUGAAAAUGAAGGGAUGGAGAAAAACAAGAGAUUGGUGUAACAAAAUUUCAUCAAAAGGUAUAAAUCUUGGGAGCAGCCCUAGCCUAAUACGUAGGUUAUCCUUUUCCAUGUCAUAUGAUGGAUCAUAUGUAUCCAAAUCAGUGAACAGUGGUAAUACUCCAGUCAUCAAACUACCCCAGAAUGUGAAUACUGAUACUAAUGAGAACCCAAUAAUACCAAAGAAGAAAAGAGUCUCUUUCAGUGAUUCAGUUAAACUAUCUACCUAUCAAGACAUUCCCGAGGUAGUUGAGAAUGCAAUAGAUGACAGAGAAACAAGAUCUGGGAAGAUGGUUGAGCUGACUUCAAAUGAGGUGAACUCCACCAAUAUUAAUUCCAUUGAAGAGAAUGAAGGUGCCAAGAAUGAAAUUGGUCAUUCAGAUGAAGUCUAUUCUGGGAAUAAACUGCUUUCUUCUAAACUGGAUCUCAGGAUCAAAACUAUAACGGUGUAUUUGGUGGCAUUUUUGUUCUUUUCAAUGAUUCUGCUACAUGCAUCUGGAUCAAAUAACAAUGUCCUUAAUUGUAUGAAAUAG